Paramormyrops kingsleyae is the source of this 1428-nucleotide messenger RNA. RefSeq names its product caspase recruitment domain family, member 19 (gene card19). Gene Ontology annotation, cellular component: mitochondrion. Lineage: Eukaryota; Metazoa; Chordata; Actinopteri; Osteoglossiformes; Mormyridae. The record is from RefSeq and is a predicted model, not a curated record.
UUGCAUAACGCCAGCGGCUCGGGGGACACGUGGCGCUGCAUGACAGCGAGCGAACAGACGGCGGCGUCCAGCAGCUGGAGCAGCAGCAUGGGAAGGUAACCGGAGAGGCCUUAGUCAUAGGGAAGAGCGAAAGUUACAGCACUUUCUACUAUGGCAGACAGUUACCGUGAACAGCUGAUUAAGGAUUCUGAAUUCCUCAGAAAUGACAAGCGAAUGGGCACAGAGCUGGUGGAUAAGCUGGUGUUACAGCUCAAUAGGAUCUACCCACAGAUACUGAAUGACAAGGAGGCGCAGAAGUUCCGCAACUUGGGUGUGCCCACGGCCAUCAGAUUGGUGGAGCUGCUUUCCCACCUGCAAGGCAAAGGGGAGGAGGCCUGCUACGAGUUCUACCGGGCUCUGCACAUCCACGCCGAGGACGUGUACUUCAGUCUGCCCACGCGCAUCCACCGCAGGGAAACUACAGAUCCAAAAUGGACUAACACUGCUGACGACCUAAGGGAGAAAUUUGUUCUAAAUGACAGGGGUCCUUGGUUCUUCCUCAGUUGUUUCACAGUUGUGGUUGGAGUGGCAUUCCUCUAUUACCAUAGUGAGGGCAAAGGCCUGGGUGACGACACCAGGAAGGUGCUGGGCUUCACAACGCUGGGGUUUGGGACGCAAGCCAAAGAGGUGCUGAUAUCAUACAUAGACGACUGCAGCCGAAAGUAGUAGCCCAAGCGUGUGCUCCAGCCUCCACUGCCAACAUCGGGGGGGGGGAGGAUUGCCUCAGGAUGAGACAGUCAGGUUCUCCUUAAAAAUGCAUGCAAAUUUUAUAUGUAGAAAGUAGUUUUGGAAUUUCUAAAUAUUUAAGAAUAUAUAUUUUAAGUGGACACUUGAUUAUGCCAAGCAUGGAGUUUCUGUACUCUUCAUAAGAGUGUUACACUUGCUUGUUAAAUUUUAAUAUCUUCUUUCCUUUAGUGUUCUUUGCUGUUAUUUUACUGUUGACCCAGUUUAAAUCUGGUUGUAACAAAUAUUUCUGUAGCCCCAACAUAUCUGUUCAGGACUGCUGAGAUUACCUUCAUUUUUACCUUGGGAAGACGUAAAGCAUGAUUUUAAGGACACUGCACCCUUAAGACAUCUCCUGUGGUUUUGAACACUAAUGCAUUCCCUGUCACCUUUAACGCCUGACCACAAUGACUGCGGAACAAUGCCUACUCACCACCCGCCAUCUGUUACACAUGCCACCUAUUAAUAGCUGCAGCCUCAUUUCCAGAAAGCUGCAUGUUUGCUUUGGGAAACAUUCAGAUAUUUUAACAUUUGUCCUGUUGUCGCCUUGCACCCAAACACUAAGAGUUGUUUAAAAUGAAAUACGUUGUUACAAGUGUAGGGCUGUAUUCUAAUUUCUGUAUGUUAUAUGUGGUAUUAAUAAAUCACUCACUUCUAACAAACUGA